Pyricularia oryzae 70-15 is the source of this 594-nucleotide messenger RNA. RefSeq lists its product as uncharacterized. The record is from RefSeq and is a predicted model, not a curated record. The coding region runs from base 1 to 594 and encodes 197 amino acids. Lineage: Eukaryota; Fungi; Ascomycota; Sordariomycetes; Magnaporthales; Pyriculariaceae. The transcript has 2 exons.
AUGAAGAGCCGUCAACUGCCGUCAGACGAAUCCUCCGUGCGCCUGAAGGCACGGGGUCGCGUCAGUGAACAAACCUGUAAGCAGGACCGGGCACGAACCCGGUCAGGCUCGAUUCGCUUCUAUGCCCUUGUUUUCCGCUGUCUACAAAACUUAGCCGCCGCCAAGUACGACAAGGCGGUGGAGGAAACUUCCCAUAUCCAGGACGUGCUUGAUUCGAUACCGGAUAUCUAUGGGCUGACUCCCGACUCUGUCCGGACCCUUCGCGAGAUCGCAGUUAUGGCCGUUCGCAUUAAGCUCGGGCACCAAUCUGCCGCCGCUUGUGCUAGAAGCUCGGAGGGUAGAAGCGAAGCUGCUGCAUACAGCGUAAUGGCACUUCUGGACACGGGUGCUACUGGAACACUCGAAUUUAUGAAGGACUUGCUAAGCUCUUAUAUCCGAGCUCCUUUGUUAGGAAGCUGUUUCAACUGUAAUACUGAGAACUUGCAGCCUGCGGAGCCUUUGCAGAUCAAAUGUCUGAAAUGUGGGAAGGGCGGGGCGACGCCGUUAUGGAGAAGAUCGGGGUAUAGGAUCUCGAAAUAUAAGCCUACAAGUUGA